UCAUCAAUUUUGUUGUUUGUUGUCUCCCUCCAAAAUUUCCUGAGGUGCUCCAGUAGGGUUAGGGUUUUUGCUCGCUCUGUUACGAUUUCAUUCUGCUGCAAAUCAAAUGGCCAGGUACAGAAGCCGGAGCUACAGCCCCCGUCGCCAUAGCAGAACUCCACCGCGUGGCCAGAAGCGGUACGAUGAUGAUCCUCGUGAUCGCUAUCACGAUGCCCGGUUCCGUAGAGACCGCCGCUCUCCUGCCCCGUCUGGCUUGCUCGUUCGCAAUCUUCCUCUCGACGCCAGGCCAGAAGAUCUCCGGGCUCCUUUUGAGCGUUUUGGUCAAGUGAAGGAUGUAUAUCUACCAAAAAAUUAUUAUACUGGGGAGCCACGAGGCUUUGGUUUUGUAAAGUUUCGAUAUGCUGAAGAUGCUGCUGAAGCAAAACAAAGAAUGAAUUAUCAAGUUAUCGGUGGACGUGAGAUAAGAAUUGUUUUUGCUGAGGAGAAUAGGAAAACUCCCCAAGAAAUGGGGAGUUCCCGCAUGAGGUGUUGCAGUGUCUACAUUUAUUUUUAUUUUUACUUUUUUUCCCUCUUAUGUUUCUGUUAUUCUGCCCUUCCUGUGAAUUAAAAUGAGAUAUUGAUUUCAUCAACUGUGAUUGACUCUUUCUUCCAUGUAAAGUGGUCGAUAUGGAGGAAGCUACAGAAGAACUCCACCAAGGUCUCCAAGACGCCAAUAUCACUCUUACUCACCCUCACCUUCACCAACUGGGCAUGAUUCAAGAUAGUAAAGUGAAAAGAGGGAGACUUUAAAGACUUCUGGGUAAAUAAAGAUUAAAGAGAAAAGUGAUCAUAAAGUGAUGGACAUGAUUAUCUUUCUGUCAAAGCUUCUCCAUUAGUGUUGUCAAAUUCCAUCUUCACCAGAUAUUGUCCACAAAUUGCGAGGAAUCCUAUUCUUUUACUCUUGGUUUGUGAGGCAUGCUGUCAUUGAAAGAACUGACUGACUAAACUUGUUGUGGGAUCAAAAGAGUCAGAGGGGUACCUAAUGUUUUCCAUUUAAUCUUAACAUUUAAGUAAUCUUUUGAUAAGAAAUUUGUUAAGCUUAAUAUCUUCUUUUGCAUAUACUAUCCAGUUAAGAAAGAACAUAGAGCUUAUCUUUGGUCAAAGAAAGAAUCAUCUUCAUACAAUGGAAGGCUAUCAAAGUUUUACUGGUAGAAGUUUGUUGGCAUUGUCCAAGAAAAAAGAUAAUAUGAGGUUAUAGAAAGUUGAGGCAUAGAGCUAUGGAGUCAGAUGCUGAUCCACCAGCACAACAUUAGAGAGCUUAACUCUCACAAUAUUUGGUUCCAGCUCUUAUAAUUUUGUUAUGAAACCUGGAAGGUGCAGGGUUCGAGUAAGAGAUUAUUAUCACUCUCCCAGGCAAUCUAGAUCUGUUUCAGGAGAUCGUGUAGUGAAAGAUGAUUAUCACUCUCACAGGCGUUCUAGAUCAGUUUCAAGGUCGUAUUCUCCACGUGAUGAGAGGGAAUAUAGGUCAAGCUAUAGGUCCCCAAGUCCAAGGGGGAGUGGUUGGGGUCCCCAUGAUGAGAUGGACCAUGCACCGAGGUCAAGCAGGCCAAAGGGUGAUGGUCACAGUCCUUCAAGGUCUUGAUCAUGAUCCUUCAGGUAGCCGCUGAUUUUUUUUUUGACAGUAAUCUACUACCUAUCUGGUGUACAAUCAUUGAAAUUAUAAUUUGCAUCCAUUUCUCUACAUUCCUCGUUAAUGGGUAUACAGGUUCCAAUUGUCUCCUGAUGCUGCUGGCAUGCUUGCUGCUGGAAAAUGUGAUUGAUAGUUUUAUGCAGAUGAGGGAUGUGUUCAAAAUUCUAGUAGCUUGUAUUCUAGCACCAUAAGCAGCACCAGCUGCUUGAUGGAUUUUAAAAUUUUUACUUAUAAAUAUGACUCCGGCAUCAUAUGAAUCUUGCGUUCAAUUACCUAAACUAUAGUUUAUGGUUGUCAGCGUAUGAUCAAAAUAUCAA
Molecule: messenger RNA, 1986 nt
Organism: Rubroshorea leprosula
Lineage: Eukaryota; Viridiplantae; Streptophyta; Magnoliopsida; Malvales; Dipterocarpaceae
Source: the annotation of a GenBank genome assembly